Molecule: messenger RNA, 7820 nt
Organism: Castor canadensis (American beaver)
Lineage: Eukaryota; Metazoa; Chordata; Mammalia; Rodentia; Castoridae
Gene: Wbp1l
Product: WW domain binding protein 1 like
Source: RefSeq, a predicted model, not a curated record
GGAAGCGGGAGGGUAGAGUGAAACAGGAAGAGAAGGGAAGAAGGAAGAAGAGGAAGAAGAGAGGGAGGAGGAGGGAGGUGGCGGCGCCGUGGCGGAGGAGCAGGAGCAGGAGGGGGAUGGAGAGGAGAAGGCUCCUGGGUGGCAUGGCGCUCCUGCUCCUCCAGGCGCUGCCCAGCCCCCUGUCAGUCAUGGCUGAACCCCCGCAGGAUAAAGAAGCCUGUGUGGGUACCAACAAUCAAAGCUACAUCUGUGAUACAGGACACUGCUGUGGACAGUCUCAGUGCUGCAACUACUACUAUGAACUCUGGUGGUUCUGGCUGGUGUGGACCAUCAUCAUCAUCUUGAGCUGUUGCUGUGUCUGCCACCACCGCAGAGCCAAGCACCGCCUUCAGGCGCAACAGCGACAACAUGAAAUCAACUUGAUUGCCUACCGGGAAGCCCACAAUUACUCAGCGCUGCCAUUUUAUUUCAGGUUUUUGCCAAACUAUUUACUACCUCCUUAUGAGGAAGUGGUGAACCGACCUCCAACUCCUCCCCCACCAUACAGUGCCUUCCAGCUACAGCAACAGCAACAGCAACUGCCUCCUCAGUGUGGCCCUGCAGGUGUCAGCCCUCCAGGAGCCGAUCCCACCCAGACCUCCCAGGGUGCACAGAGCAGCCCCUUAUCUGGGUCCAGCAGAAGCAUCACAAGACCCCCGAGCAUCACUGAUCCUCAGCCCUCUGAUGUGCCAGCUGACCGAGCAGCCACCAAAGCCCCUGGAAUGGAGCCCAGUGGCUCAGUGGCCGGCCUGGGGGAGCUGAACCCAGGGGCUUUCCUGGACAAAGAUUCAGAAUGUAAGGAGGAGCUGCUGAAAGAUUCCAGCUCUGAGCAUGAUAGCGUAUUCCCUGACAGCAAAGACAAAACACCUGGCAGACAUCGUCGCUUCACAGGUGACUCAGGCAUUGAAGUGUGUGUGUGCAAUCGGGGCCACCAUGAUGAUGACCUUAAAGAGUUCAACACACUCAUCGAUGAUGCUCUGGAUGGGUCCCUGGACUUCUGUGACAGCUGCCACGUGCGGCCUCCUGUUGAUGAGGAGGAAGGACUCUGCCAGCCCUCUGAGGAGCAGGCUCGAGAGCUUGGGCACCCCCAUCUGCCACGGCUGCCUGCCUGCCUGCUGCUGAACACCAUCAAUGAACAGGACUCACCAAACUCCCAGAGCAGCAGCUCCCCGAGCUAGGGCAGGCCUGCCUGUGCCCAGGAACUUGGCAACAACCAGGGGAGGGAAGACUCAUAGAGAAGCAUUAAGUGACUUUCAGAAGUGGUGCAGCCACUUUGUUCUCUUUAUGUUUGUUUUUUUUCUUCUCCUCUCCCAUAUUUUCUACAUCUCCAGGUACAGUUUGGGGUGUGGAUGCCUUUUCCCCACAAAAGUGCAGUGUUGUGGAGGACUUAGAAAUUGGUUCUGUGACUCAUUCCUCAUUCCCCAUUCUCAUCCCUUUCUUCCCCCAUUUCAAGUCAUAUCUCACCUUCCUGCUUGGGUCAGAGAGAUGUGUGUUUUGAAAGCCCCUCAAGGAGGGGAACUGGGAUUGUACCCUGGGAUGAUUCCUGGUGAUGGAGUGGAUUUAUACUCUACUUUUAGUUUAAGAGAAUUUUGCUGUGUCUAAGUCCAGGAAGUAGCUUGUCCUUGUUCUGGGUGAAGAAGGAAAUCUUCAGGGUCCUGGGCAUUGUCACUGUGGCUGCCAGUGUUUGUAGAGCUGGCUUUGGGCUAAUUGUGUGAGACAGGUUAAUAACCCUUAUUAACCUUGAUGCUUUCUCAAAUCCCAGGUGACUAGAGCAGUGCACCUCUGUGCAUCCUCCAGUGGCCCCGUCCCAGCAGCUCUGGCUGACUAAUAGGCUGGUUCAGGUGUAGAAGAUUAUGCUGCCUACUUUUGUUUUUCUCUUAAAAACAAAUAACAUUAGCCAGCUGGAGGAAAGAAGAAUGCUACCAGUGAGCAGGCAGGAAUUCUCUUCUAGACAAGGGAAUUUUGUGGCUCUUUCCCAAGUUGGCCAGAAGAGAAUGUGCAGGCCUGGGUGUUGGUGGAUCUGGGCCUUCUGUGAGCAGGAUGCCCUAGACCUGGUGGAGGAUAGAGGUAUAGCUUCCUGCAUAUCUGCCCUUUGACCUGUGCCCACAGGUGACCAGUGUCCUCGUCCAUCCUCAGCAUGGCCUUUGGGUCUUUGUGUCUUUUUGUUCUCUGGAAACAGAUAGACUAAGGAAACUGGGGGUCUUUGGAAAGGCAGUCCCACAGCCUGGCUCUCUCACAGUAUUUUCUCUUCAAUUUUGAGUAAGUCUUUUGUUGUUUGUUUGUUUUAAACUGACCACUUGGAAGAAAUACCUUGUUUAUCUGUGGUUCUCAUGUCCUAUCCCUGCUGCUACUGGAGUGGUAUGACUCGCUUUCCUAUAGCCUGUGUAGAGUCUUGGGGGCCCAGGCAGGAGGUAAGGGUCACCUCCAACAGACCCACAGGAUCCUUGUCACUGUUUGGCCUCCAAGAACCAGUAGAGCUUUGAUAGGAAAACUUUGAAAGGACAACACAAGCCGCUGAAACUUAACAUUCCCUGCCCUGCCUGUUCAUAUGAAGAGUUUGGUUCUUUCCCAGCUCUUGAACAAUGAUAUUCAGACUAGGUAUUGAUAUUAUAGUAAGAAAGGAAAAGAGAGAGAGAGGGGAAUAUAUAUGUAUGUAUGUAUGUGUAUGUAUAUAUACAUACACACAUACAUACACACACACAAAAACAGACAAAUCCAAGGCUGUGAGGUGAAUGACUGUCUACAUUUGGAUGCCACAAAACCAAAAAUCUAUGUUGAACAAAGUGGAGUCUACAUGAUGUCUUUGGAUGACAUGUGCGUGUGUGUGUGUGUGUGUGUGUGUGUGUUAUGUGUAUGUAUGUGUGUGUCCCAAGCCCUGUGUUCCUGUGAAAUACUUUGAAUGGCAGCCAUUCUGCUCACGCUAGCCACAUGUCCGGAGCACAAAUGGCCCUCUCAAGGUAAUUUAUUUUACACACUUACUGUUUACCAAACAAGUGUCUGACUGUGUACUUGGGUAUGUUCAGCAGCAUUGUCGACAGCAGCGCCUAUCGUUUGCCAGAGACACUGUGUUCCAGGGAGAGGUUUCACUCUACUCAUCACUGCGAUUUGCACAUUGCUCUGUGGACACUCAGAGACCUGUGUUCUUCCUUGUACAUGGAAACAUGCUCCGAACCAUCUGCCUCCCCCUGCUGCUCCUUGCCCUCUAUAUCAGCCCCCAGGGGUGCGUCCACAACCACUGGGGACAGAGGUGAAGGUGGAAUUUCAGGCAGAAUCUUGACUGAAGCUUCAAUGACAAACUUGGACUGGCUGUGGUCCAGACAUUGCCCUGCCUGGGAUUGCCAGGAGGCGUUGGCAGACUCUGUGCCAUAGUGCUCACUUUCCUCUGCUGAGGUCUGGUGGGCUCCAGUAGGCUGGUUUGUGGCCAGAGGGGCCUGAGUGCAGCAGCAGCCCUCACUUUUCUUGCCACCUUCUUUUUUUAAUCCCAAACAAGGCACUGAAGUGUCUCAAAAGAGAACAAGUUUUACCAAAAUAAAUCCUUCUUCAGUUAACUGAUCAAAUGGAUGAGUUUUGACCCUUUCAAGUUUCUUUCCCCAGUUAGAGGUGGGGCUGGCCUGAGUGUUGAACUGUUGGCUUCACUGCAGCAUCCUACCCUGAAGGUCUGAAGAGAAGAAAAUGCAACAGUGGAGCUGGGCUUGAUAGCCAAGUCAGUCUGGUCGCUGCUGCUCAGAGAGAGCUGGAAAUGGGGAAUUGAAGGAAGAAUGAGGGAGACUUGAUGGGGUCCAGUGUACCAGGUGGAUGAGAAGGAAGGGGUUGGUGAGGGGUUGGUGCUAUGAUUGGAAGAUUUGCAGAUGCUAGCACAUUCCUGUGGGAAGCACAUCGCCAUUUGUCAGUUAUUGUGAAUACGUGUAUUUUAAGCAAUAAGAUUCAGCUGGUCAGACUUUUCUGGGCAGUCGUGGUGACGAAUUUCCUGUGCCGUGAUUGUUCUGAAGACAGAGUGGCUCUAACCACUGUGAGAAGCCCAAAUAAAAAUCCCAAAAAUUCUACUGCACUUUUUUCUUGCCACACUUUGUUCCUUUUUCUUCUUUCUCAGAUGAGAUCCCAAACCAUAAGCACUUUUCCUUUCUCCACGAAGAGACUGAGCCGUGUAACAUAGCAGUUGAGGACAGGAUGCUAUGCCAAAAGCAAGCCACAGACCAAGGGCAGGCUGGGCGCUGCUGCUGAGUCUGCACUCUGCCCUGAGGAAUUUCCCUCCAAAACCAACCAAAAAGCAGGAAUGUUUUGUCAGAUACCCCACAGCUGAAACAGGACGCUCUUAUCUAUAGGACCCAAAUGCAGGUGGAUGCUUGACCAUGGAAUUUAAUAAAAUGUGUGUCGAGUUGCUCACUUUGUGCACAGCACAGUGCUGGAUGCUAAGGAAAUGUGGAAUGCAUAUGUAAGACAAGGCCCUUGUUCUCCAGAUCUUAAAUUAUAGUUUGAAAGACAAAACAUACCUGUGUGGAAUAGCAAACUACCACAGAGAUAGUUAGAGGUGGAAUGAGUGGUACAGAUUCAGAUAUUCUCCAUCAGUAGUGGGAGCUAGCUGGGGGGGUCUAAAAUGCCAAGCAGGGAGUCUCAGAACUGAUUUUUGAGGUAGUAGGGGAGCCCCUAGUUUGCCUGCCUCUGUCAUUGUUAACCAGAGAUUCUUUCCCAAAACAGACUUCCUUUGUUCAUUUUAUCCUCUUAUGAAGACCCUCUUAGAACUUUGAGGCAGGUAUAAAUUCCUGAAUAAAGACCAUGAGAAGUAGCCAGCUGCCUCUGCCAGGGAAGGAUAGCCCUGUCCAUCACUAUUUUUCUUUGGACUACCUGUGGGUGGGGAAAUUUACACAGCCUAGUAGCCCUCCCAGAAGGAUUCCUACCCCCAAGCAGAGUGCUCACUAAUGGGCCUAGUCUCAUUGAGUGCUGGCAGCGAGUAUUGUCCUUAAACUUGGGACUUGCCCAGUAAUCAGUCCCAUUGUUUUUUGAAAGUUCAGGGUUUACCAGACAUGAUGCCUACCCCUGCCUUUGACCCUGGGCCAGAGGACACUGUCCUGGAUCCUCAGUGACCCUAUUGGAAUAGUUGCUGUCAAGGUCCUUCUCAACUAUUGGGCUCCUCCAGGCAACCCUAGUGGAGCCAUGUUAGCAACUAGCAACACUUGUACUCUAAAACCAUCUGAAAGAACUGAAGUGCGCACCAUCCCUGCCUUUUUAAAGCUAAUGUCUAAGUGGUACAAAAGCAAAAUGGUGCAGCUUUUAUGGGCAGGUUGCAGAGGCUGUCCCUGUACCCUUGAUGGCUAGGCUCCUGGGUCACUGAGUACAUUUUUCUAUUGAGGUAUGAUGAUUAUCUCUGUUGGCCCAUGACCAAGUUCAGGUGGAGACUGUAGCAAUCAAUGCCUGGAAGCAUAAGACAGUAGUUUUGAUAAUAAUUUCAAGAAACUCUCCAUUCUCCAGUUUUCCUGUUUUCAGUGGGGUGGCUGGUAUGUGUGUGUAUGUGUACAAAAACCAGGGUUUGACUCUGGAGGAGGGGGUAGUGGACUUGGUUGAUUGUUGAGUAGCUUUUUGCUGAAGGACUGGCAGAGGAGAAUGUGUUUGGGUUUCAGCUUCCAGCCUGAGAGCAAGUGCUGAGCCUUUAUUGAGCAUCUACUAUGUGCUAGGCAUUGGGAAUGCAGAGAUGCCUCAAACCAGGCUCCUCUGUAGAAAAGCUAAUAGUAGUCUGGAGAGGAAGCAAGGCAAUCAGCAAUGUUAAUACCAUGUGACAGUGCCACAAAGCUUGUGUGUCUAGGAUGCCGAGGAUGAGAAUUUAGCCCAACUAUGGGUUCAAGCAGGCUUUCUGGAGGAAGUAACUAUGCUUGCCAGGUUAAGAAAGGCAAAAGGAAUGCUAGGCAAGUGUUUGUUUUUCAGAUUAUUGAGUGCCUCUUACUUUGUGCCAGGUGCUGAAAAUCAGGGGAGUCCUACACAGGAGACUGCAUGUCCUAUGGAAAGUAACAGGCAGCUUAAAUUCUAGGUGACUGAAUUCUGGGAAGUGGCAAGAGAUGAAGCUGGAGAGGUAAGCAGGUAAUAAAAAUAUUUUAAUUUGUCUACUGUUCACACAACACUGGGUCCUGUUUAAACAUCUUGGUGGCUACAUUUUCUCAAGACAGCACUCUUAGGUAUAGAUGGUAAUCAUUCCUUUUUAUCAAUGGCAAUGAUAAAGAAGCAUUCAGAGGAAAGAACUCACUUGUCCAAGAUCACACAGCCAAGAUCGCAGAGCCAGGUAAUUUGAAGCCAAACCUGUUGUCCCAAAGACCAUACAAUUAACUAGUCAAUCAGACUGAGGAGCUGUAAUAUUGAUGCCAUGUGAAGAACUUGUGACUUCUCAAAGAUGAGGGGGACUAGAGAAAGACACAUUGAGCAGGGAAUAGCAUAGUGAAAGACAAAGCCAGUGUCAUUUCCUCAGGAGCCAGUCUGUCCCCUCUUUCACCUUUCCCCAUUGCCUAUGUCAUAAGCCUCCCCUGACUUGGCCAAAUUUCACUUUAGAUCUGGAAUGGCCUCGCCCCAGAUAAUGCCUAUCACAAGUCUUCAGAUCAAAGUUAAGUUCACAGGGAGGGCGUAUGUAACCCUUGGAAACACUGCAGAAUCCUUCGAAGUUAAAGCUGGCUCUUCGGAUCUUUUCCUUGAAGAGUAUUUUGCUCUUCCUCAGAGGAGAUAAAAAUAAAAUUUCCAGUGUUUAUGUGGGGAAGAUUUUUGUUUGAUCUGAAAUUUCUCUGUACUCACCCUAGUUUAAUAUUCCUCUCAUGUUUUCUCACGAAGACCCAAUCCCUCUGGAAAACACCCUCUGUGUGGGAGCCAUGAUGAGAGUUGGUCCUUGGGCUCUCCACCCACUUCCCAGCUGUCAAUAGGGCGGGCAGUAGAGCAGGACCUGCAAGUGGGUUCCAGAAGGUCCUGCCCUGCACAUGGACCUGUCUGCAUGGACCUGCUCCCACUCCUGACCAGGCUGGUGGCUUUUGGGGAGGUGUGUGUAAAACUCUCAGAGAAGGACUCGUUUUGUGGAUUUGGGUGAUAAACUGAUGAUAAAGCCAAUGCUUAUUGAGGCACCAAGUGUUACGCAGGUUCUUAUUCGAUCUUCAGAACAACCCUCUGAGAUUCGUACUACUUCUGCACACACUUUGGCAACUCCAUAUUACAGAUGGGAAAAUCGAGGUUUAAGAAAGGCAAGUAAGUUGCCCAAGAUCACUCAGUCUGUAAAUGACAACACUAGCAGAAUCUUCUCCACAGCCUGACCUUACCACAUACAAGGGACUCUCCUGCUCACUCAGUCCUUUGUGUUUUAUCCUCACCAGAGCCUCAGACAAUGAGCAGCUUUGUUGGUAAGUGACCCCACUUUACAAACAAGGAAUAGGUUCAGAAAAUUAGCAGUUGGCCUAAGGUCCAGGGCUGAGGCUGGGGAGUCAGGGACUAGCAUUUAGGUUUUUCAGGUCUUCCUUGUCCAGUUUCCCCCCAUUCUGCUGCCUCUUGCUGGGUCUCUGUCCUUUAAAUGUGGAUGCAUGUCUGUGUGACUGCAGAGAGCUCCUGAAGGUCUUGUAGCCAUCAGGGGCCUACUGGAACAUUCACACACUUUCACCCAUCCACACUUUACACCACCUUUAUUGAGAACCUCCUCAAUACAGGGGACACUGGGGAGCUACUUUUUUGAAGGACAGGGAAUGGUCCAUUUCUCCUGGAAGGGUUGGCUCGUUGAAAUUCUGAUUACUGAAUGUUCAGGAAUUUUAUGAGCUUCUUUUUUUUUU